This is a messenger RNA of Patiria miniata (bat star), 2473 nucleotides long. RefSeq lists its product as uncharacterized. The coding region runs from base 583 to 1086 and encodes 167 amino acids. The record is from RefSeq and is a predicted model, not a curated record. Lineage: Eukaryota; Metazoa; Echinodermata; Asteroidea; Valvatida; Asterinidae. The transcript has 4 exons.
CCCUCCCCCCAAAAAAGUUGGUUCUAGAUCCGCCCUUGGAUGCCAACAAUACUGAACGAGACAUCAAGAUUCACCCACACGACCUUCAAAAAAUCAUCUCCCUAUCCAUGCCUAUCACUAAAAAAUUAAGUGAUAGGCCUAAUUUUAUGUUUGUCCUUUCAAACUGACCUACAUUGUACUUUCAAUUUAUACAGUUUCACCAGCUGUCAUACAAUCGUGAAUAAAACAUUUACAGAUUAAGACAGUAAACAAUAUUAACAAAAAUUAACAUGUAUUAAAAAAUAAUAAUUAACUCAUUAACCCCAAAAGAAGGCUUUUAAGAAAUAGCACUGAAUAACUACAUGUAUAUAUGCCAAUUAAAACAAUCCAUAUAUUCUAGAAUUAUGAAAACUAUUAUACUUGUGAAUGUAUAACAUGUAAAAGUACCAGUAUUUUUACAAUUUGAACUGUGUAGGUCUCAGGAUGCUGGUUUUAUUUAGCCGUGUAUAUUGAACAUCUGGACAUUCUCCAACUUAAACCUCAACAGCGAAGGACAUUUUUGAGGUUGCGUGGACAGAAGUGGAAGACUGACCCUCCUCCAUCAUGUUGGCAGUCAUGGCAUUGUGCUUUCUGCUCAUCAAAGCAGCAACUUGUGAGAUGCAAGUGGGAUCCGACGGCAUCGAAAAGGCUAACUUGGGAUCCUACAUGCUGGAUUUGGCAUGCAACGAUGCUGGGACCGAAUGCAUGAAAUGCUUCACUGUUCACAAGUUCGGACGACCAUAUCUGUAUACGUUUAAAUUUUCCAAGGACCACUCCAUCAACUUUCAAAUCACUGUCACUACCGCGUUACAGAAUUACGAUUUGGCUUUUACGCAGGGAGAGGCCAAUGAACCAUUUGAUUUCUGCGGCUAUUUAGCCUCCACCUAUGAGAUGGAAAUACACAGUGCUUGGGAUGGCAAGUUGUGCGCACACAACAACUUCUCUGGUGUGUCUGUGCCAGCCGAAUGCGGCCAACCUGUAGCCUUGGUGUCAGUAGUGAACCACCUUGCAGACGAGGCGAUGCGGGGACAGCAGGUGCUCUACUGCAUGCCCAAAGGCUCAGAUUAACAGUCAGGUCCAUCACAAGUUAAACUACAUCACAAGACAAGGCCUCAAGUAACAAGAGACGAAUGAUGACAAUCAUCUCUGCUUAUAAAGACAACGUUAAACAUGUUAAAGACGUACUCUCCAUGUUCGUCGACAAAUUCCAUUUAUUGUUCUCCUGAAAAGUUUUUCAACUUGUGUGUUUCAUUAAUAGCUGUAACCCUCUAAAAAAUACUGCAAGUAUUGCAAUCCCCUGGCAUGCUGGAAGUAUAUACAAUCAGUUAUUAAGCAUACUUUUCAGCGUACCUAGCCAAAAUCAACAAUGACCUCAUUUGAUCCCUUCAUGACCUUUGACCUGAAAUGUCUCAAGUCAUCUCAAGUCAUCCUACCAAAAGAUUGUCAUUAAAUUUGGUUGAGAGUGAAGUGUGAGUUUCCAUGACAGCACUUUUCAGUUGACCUAACCAAAAUCAAUGACCUCAUCUGACCCUAGAUGACCUUAGACCUCAAAUGUCUCAAAUCAUCGGAAUCCCCCCUACACAAAGAUUAUCGUCCCCAAGUUUGGUCGAGAGUGAAGUCUGACUUUUCAUAUGACAGCACUAAACAGUUGACCUAACCAAAAUCAACACUGAUCUCAUUUGACCCGUAGAUGACCUUUUGACCUCAAAUGUCUCAAGUCAUCUGAGGUCCCCCACCCAACAAUUAUUGUCACCAAGUUUGGCUGACAAUGCAGUCUGACUUUUCAUACGACAGCACUAAACAGUUAACCUAACCAAAGUGGAACACACGGACCUGUGCUAGCACAUACAUGUACAUGUACCUGUCACACAGAAGGAAUACGCUAUUGCAACAUCCCCCUUUCUGGCUUAAAAGCCAGGGGGGAUAAAAAAGGUGAUUACUGUGGCUUGCAGAAAACAGAACGGUUGAUCUAGUUAUGUGUAGACUGGUUCCCGGUCCCUACAUUGCACAUUAUCGAUCCUGAUAGGGAGCAGAGGACUGAAUUAGCGUAUGGCCUUUGAAUUCAAAUUUUGUGAAAUGAUUAUUCCAUAACUCAACGUGGGCCACAGCUGAGUGCGUAUUGUGAAUUGAUCGGAAAAUAGCAAUUGGAAAUGAAAAUUUAAGUUUUGGUAGAGGAACUUGAAAUUCUAAAUUUCAAUUGAAUUUAGUUUUCAGGUGGAGGACAUUUGGUGGAGGAAUUUUUGUUUAAAAUUCUUUUCUUUCCAUAUUUAGCACCAAGCAAAAAAAAUGUUGCAUACUGUUUAAGUAUAGGCCAAUUAAUGCACCUUUAUUCUAGUUUGAAGCAGAUAUUUAAGUUAUUUAACUGGACGUGGAAUACAACUUCAUGAUUUCUUUACUUUUAAAUAUCGUACAAGGGGUCGUUCACUAAUAAAUGUGUUGCAAUGGUAAAAAUGAA